AUGUCGUCGGCGGCGGCGGCCGCCUCCGCCAGGGCAGCCUUCCUCCUCUCCCGUUUCCGCGACCUCUCUCUCAAGUGCUACCCUUCUGCCCCCUCGCCAUCUUCCUCUAGACAGCUCUUCGGGAUCUCCCGCAGAGAUUCGGGGGGUCUCCAAGAGCGACGCCAGUCCUCUCCCUCUGUGUCCCGCUGCCUCGCUUCCGGUGUCGACGGCGGCGGUGGUUUAGCUGACGAUCUCGUGUCUACGGCUAGAGAGCAGCGGCGCCGUCGCAGAGAGUACUCGGCACUGGCCAACGUCCUCUGCCGUGUUGAGCCUCUCGAUGUGUCCGUGAUAGGGGAGGGCAUCUCAGCGGCCGCCAAGGAGGCCAUGAAGAGGACCAUCUCUAGCAUGCUCGGCCUCCUCCCAUCUGAUCAGUUCCACGUCGCAAUCAGGGUCUCCAAUCAGCCUCUGGACCGCCUCCUGGUUUCUUCUGUUAUAACUGGGUGAGUGAAUUUUUACGGAUCUUCAUCUCUUAUUAAUUCCUGUUCUUUAAUCGCACCAGCCCAAAUGUAUGGUCUGAUUUGUUACUCGGUUGAAAUAUUUGUCUAGGUACACCCUCUGGAAUGCGGAGUAUCGGCUUUCGCUAGGGAGGAAUUUCAAGAAGUAUCCAGUUAUUCCAGAACCAUCCUUGGAACAGGAAGGCAGUUGUCAGCCUAAUGUCGAAGAGGGGCUUUAUGGGGAUCGGUUCGAGGAGAAACUGAUAACUCCUGAGACCUUGGAGGUUCCUUCCCCAGCUGCUUUGAGUUAUAUACAGAAGCUGGAAGCAGAAUUGGCUGCUAGUGAGAAGGUACUUUAUAGACAAAUACUGGUUAAUUUUUUAUGGGUUCUUUUCGUCGCACUAGUCACUACCACUUUUAUAGGGAACAUGAAGAUGUAAAAAUGAAAAAUAUUCGAACAUUUACUUGCGAUUGAGGCUUAUCCUAGAAAUUGAAUUCCAUUCGACUGUAGCUAUGCCAUUCUCUUUUGUGCAAAGUUGAUGUCUUCUGUCAGCCUGUUCAAAGGCCACGAUGGUAUUUUCUGGUUAUUCUUUGGUGAAAGUUGUAUUCAGAUACCACUCUCAUUGUAAUAUUUGAAUUUGCUUAAAUUUAUGUGAAUAAAAAUGUAGCUAUAGAUAGAUUUUGCAAGUAUUCAGCUGGCAAAACCUGUGGGCUUGAUCCCAACAGUCUCAUGUUUAAAGGCACCUGGUUAUAUAACUUACUACAUCCUAAAGAGCUUUUGGACAUUACUAUCUGCUGUGGACUUCACCCAUGUGAUGUUUUAGCCUAAAUGGGGUUGACAGUUGAAUGGUUGUCUUUAAGGAACUGUGUCUAUUGACAUGCCUUUAUUUCGUAGGGAUAGCCAAUACCUCCUGGGAAGCUGUGAGGAGUUUUUCUUGGAUUCCUGAUAGGAAGGAAAUGGGCGAUACUUUAUUGGUUUCCUAAUGCUGGGAAGCUUGGAGAGGCAUUUGAAUUCAUUAUUUGGAUUCAUCCUGUUGGCGGCAGUCAAUCGCUGCAUGAGAGAAGCUCACCUAAUGGAUUAAUCACGUACUAAUAAUACUCUAGGAAGCACGCUAAUUUCGCCUUUUUAUGUGAGGUUUAGUUACUGUUUGGAAUGCUCAUAAGGUUGUUUGUUUUGAUGAUUUUCUGUAAACAAUUUGAGAUUUCCUUAAAUUUUCAUUAAAUCAUGAUUUUUUAUAAUUUUCAUAUGAUUAAAAGUUCCUUUGUUUACUUUCGUUUACUUGCCUCUCUGUGUAAGCUCUGUAAUUUUUUGUGCGACCACCAUUGUAGUUCAGUAUCAAGAUCAGUUUCUUUUGGUAGGUUAUUUUAUUCCUUGCUCAUUUUUAGUUAGAGAUCACUGCCUGCAUUUGUUCUUUUACUGCGGAAUCUUGUCACUGGCUGUUUUAGAGCUAAAUUUCAUCUUAUGUGGUAUUUCUAUUGGCCGGAUGUUUCAGUCAUAGAUGAUUUUAUGUGUGAAGCUAUUAUCCAUAUUUGGGCAAUCUUCCAGAUUUCUUUCUUGUGGAACUAUUUUAUUGAUGCUGCUUUGGGCUAACAUUAAAGAAGUGAUGCAAAUGGAUAAACAAGGAUCAGAUAAAUCUUGGUUCAUUUUUUGAUGGAUAAACAGUGAUCUUCCUCUUCUAGAAACCUCUCAAAACAACAUCCCUCUCCUAGUUGCAGACAUUCCUUGGAGUUCUGCACUUCCCUCUCCCUUAUCUGGAGCGUAGGCCAUCUUUAAUGAGAGCUGUUGUUGGUGGAUCAUUGACCAUUGAUCCGUUGUUUCUUUUUGGGUCCAGUGGUUGCAUCAAUCUGAUGGGAGCCACAAUUGGACAGCUGGGUUAUUAGUUCUGCUUGAAUAUGCCUUCCAACAUACUUAUCAUCAGUCAAUGAACCCUAAAAAUCACAUGUGUCGCUUGAGAGGCCACUAGUAAAUAGGGCCUUAAGGUCCUUGAUAGAUGAACCCUUCCCUGAAGGACACUUGGGGGCCCUUAUUGGUCUUGGGGUUACUAUGUCUUCUAAUGUUUUCAGUAGCUGAUCUCUUAAAGUUGCUGCCAGAGGUUUGUCGCACUGCCACACAGUGGUUCCUUCAGAAGGGUCAUCAUUGCCUCUCUGGCCAAUGUAGGGUCCAGCAACCCUCUAUCCUUUCAGACUCAUGUGGAGGGAAAGGAGAUGGACUGUUCCAGAAGAAGUUCAACCAUGCGCUGGAUAUCAUUAAUAAUAAAUAGUAAUUGGAGAUGGUCUUCAAUUAAGCCUGCUGGUGGAAAUUAAGGAUAGAAGUGACAUUCCCUUUUAAACUAUUUAUCCUGCUUUUAUGACGUUUUCUUAUAUUUUUCCUUUCCAUAUUUUCCUACUUCGGAUUUUACGUUUUGGUUGCUGUUUUUAAAUUGACAGAUCGAGAUUUCCUCUGAUGGCUCCUCAUAUCACUGUGGUGGCAUCAAUGACCUCCUUAAGGACCUAUCAAUGGCCUCCAAGUAUUGUUAGUGGAUGGCCUCUUUUAGUUGGCAGUCAUUCUUUGGGCUGCUAAUAGCCAUAGAAUGGGCUACGAUUUGGUACAAAUUUAGAUGUGGAGAGCUAGUUGAAGAGCGCCAUGCUAAAUUUAAGCUUUCAAAGCCUACCAUUUGUUCUAAAUGAAAUGAACAUUGUGAUAAUUGAGGAGGAUCCUUAUUACAACAAAAUUGAGAACAAUUUCAAUGAGAUAAUUGAAAUUUCAACAAUGAGGACGAUGAAUUUCAUUUUUUUUUUCUCCCAUUUGGACCCUUUGAAAAUACGAAAAAUUAGGACCUACAGUCUGCUGCCCUUUGCUACGUCCAAGCCAGAGCUCUGCCAAACAUGAACUUAACAUUCAGGAGAAAAAAAUCAUCUAGUUGAAAAUAAGCAAAUGAAGAUUAAGAUGGGGAAAAAAAUUCUCUGCCAGUACAGUAAAGAGAUGAGAAACAUAAUUCGAUUCCCAGUCUGUAUAAUUAUGUGUCAACCUUUUGUGGGGAAGAAGAGUCAUUAAGAUAGCAGUUUUCAAAUAACGACUGGCUAGAUGUAUUUUAUUGAAUUUCACCAAAUGGUAGAAGUUGACAUGAUCUAUUAAGUUGUGUCCUAAUCAGUUGUGUAUUUGCUGAGAAACUGUUUAUCUGAUAGACUACUUUUUGUAGCUUCGGAAUUUACCUUGCUGGUCUACCAUCAAACACCCCAGUCCUCUUAUCAGUGACCAUUUUCUCUCUUCUUUAACUUUUCCUAAAAGUCUGAGGACUCUUCCACUCCUAGUAACCUUCCAUUACUCAACUCUGUCACCUGAUUUUCAUUCCCUCCUCAAUCUGGUCUCUUUGGCCACUGAACAGUUUGUCUAUGAUUUAUUCUUUCUUCUUAAUGUCUUUAUGAGUGAAUUGAUUAGCAUUUUUUGCAUCUAUGAUACAUCUCUGGGUAGAGCUACAUCAGAAUACCAACCUUGGUAUUGUCUUUAUCUGGAACUCUUGGAUUUUCCUCUUUCCUUAUUUUUCUGUGUACAUCACCAGGAACUAGAUGCCCAGCUUCUGGAGAAAAAAUGCAUGGAGUACAAUAGAAAGGACGACAGUGAUUUAUUGGAGUACUUGAGAUCACUGGAACCUGCGAUGGUAAUCUUUGUGGAUCAUUGGCCAUUUUUUCCAUUAUUUUAUUCUUAUAUAUUGAGCAUUUUAUUUGUUGUGCCAUCUGACCUCGUUUUAAACGAUGUUACCCUUGACAGGUGACGGAAUUGUCUCAACCAUCUUCUCCAGAGGUGGAAGAAAUCAUCCAGCAACUCGUUCAGAGUAUACAUCUGAAAUGUUUUGGGGAUAUUGCAGACUUAUCAAGGAAUUCAGAUAAAGGAAAAGCUAGCAUUCUCAAAAAAUUUCCCCAAAGUAGCAGUGAUGAACAGUGUGUAACAUUGGAUACCACACGGGAUUUCCUAGCUAAAUUACUUUUCUGGUGAGUCAGCAUGUUCUUUGUGUCUUUUUACUGUCAUAUCCAUGUCACUUGUUGAAAUUUGAGCAGCUUUUGCUGUGUUUUCGCUGCAAUAUUAUGGUUACUUAUUGAAGUUCGAGCAUUUUAUGCUGUGUUUUCACUGUAAUAUUAUUAUACUUGCUGAAACCUGCCAGUCAUGUGAUAUUGCUGUUAUUCGAUUUAAUGAAGUGAACAUAAAUUCUUAUCCAUGGGAACGAAGGAAUAUGUUUGAUAAUAGAAAAUUGUAAGUCUAAGAUUGUUUAGUUGGGUUCCUGAUUCUAGUUUUGUAGAUAUGACGCAUGGGAUGGAACCUAAUUCAAUGUCUGGCGUGUGUUUCUCAAUACAUUAUUAAGGUCCAUUACAUGAAUAGACAGAAUCCUUGAUCCUGUUCUGUGUCAGUUCUUCAAGGUCGCUUUCUCUUAUGCCAACAAUAAAUCUCAAUUUUAAUUCUAUAAUAAAAAAUCCUUUUCUAGUUUUCAACAUGAAAGAGCUGUGCACUGCCAAAAGUUUAUACUUUCUAAGAAGGGAACGCUGUUCCUGAUGUCAAUUGAAUAGUUUUUUAGUCUGUUUAAAAGGUAGAGGAUACAUAAAAUUCCUGUGUUGAACCAUGGGCAUGUAUCAUGGUAACCUGAUAGGUCGUGAAGAUAUUAUCCUUCAUAGAUGUGGCUGUUAGAGAGCAUAGAAGAGACAUCUUGUUGUUCUUUUGCCUUUUGGUCAAGUUUUUCAUUCCUUCUGACAGGCUUGGAAAUAGCUUUUGUUGCUUCCUUAAUAAAUAAUAUACUUUGUUUACUUCACUAUUUUGUUGGGGUAUGCACCUUUAAAACUGUUUUUGUUUUUAUUUUUCAGUGCAAUUAUUUGCAAUGUACCACGCAUUUAUCAGUUAUCAAAGUCUAUUUUUUUAUACACUCGCAGUUUCCCGAAUUUUAUUGUAUUAUUUAGUUAUCUGAAACAGAAGGAGCAAGAAGGCUGAAUGGAUUCAUAGAUUACAAUAUAAAUCCUAUGUGAAAAAAUGGAUACCUGUUCUGAGUUUCUAGACGUUUGCCUCGGUUCUAUAUUAAAACACUGAAACAUAGUUGAACAAUAACGAGUGGGCAUUUGGUUUAUUUGUCAUGUAGAGUUUGCCACAAGAAGCUGGUUCGCAUAUUUGUCUUUUUCACUGCACAUUAUGACCCGGGGCUUGAGGACAACAUUCAUAGGCUGGUUUGAUGCAUGCAGUUUGACAGGUUCCUCUGGGGUGCCAUGUGGUUGGCACGGUUCUUUGUUCUGUUGUCGAAAAGAGAAAACCCUAAAGAAUCUUAGGUGAUUGGUUUUUUAUAAGAUUCUCAUUCAAAAAAGGGUGGGAUAAAAUCCCUCCAUUUGAUAAAGACAAUCAAAAUUUAUAGGCUUUUCGUGCUCUAAAAUGUAUCCCCCUCUCACUCAGCCUACUCUGUCUGUGGGCGAUGAUGGCAGACAUAAUAUUCUACCAACUUCCGCCCCCCUCUUUUUUAUUUGGCCAGGAAAGCAUGAGAUGGUUGACAAUGCCUUCUGGAUCCUUCCGUGCCAUUUUCUCUCUUUUGAAAUCUUAUUUCUCCUCCUAGGGUUCUGCCCUUUCUCCCCCCUUUCUUGUGACCCUUUUGAAGGGCUACUUUGUUCUGGCGAUCUUAAAGCCAUAACCGCCCAUCACGAUGACCCUGGUGAGCAGGAGUGCCAUGAUGACGUGAUGAUCCUAGAGAUUGUUGACCAGACUUUUCCUGCAUAUAUGUUGGCUAAGUAGCAAAACUCCAUCUUGAGUGACUGCAAACAUAGUCUAAUGUGUCAAUUUCUCUGUUGUCCCCCACCCCCAUUCAAUCUCUCAUAGAUCCAAUCUUUCUUAUAACUUUUUAGGUUCUUGUGGGCUCACUGGAUUGUUUGGAUCCACAAUGACUAUCUGGAUAGUAUCUGUCUAUCUGUCCUUCCCGGUUGGGCAUGCCAGCGGGCCCAAUUCACAUUUCUCGCCCCAAGCAUAUGCCUCUAUUCAAGUUCUGCAUCCUCUUUGACAGCAGUGGGGUCAUCAUCCAUUCGACUCACAGGGGCUUUCGUCUGUCAAUAGGCGGAUGUGUUUCUACGUACAUAAACACAGCUUUAAUUUCGCGACUAAUGGUGCCGUAAUUAAAACCUUCCUUUUCGAUUUUGAUUUAUUAUUAAAACACGACCCAGUACGUGCACGGAGACAAGGCAAUAAGCAAGGCUGUUUCACGCGAGAGGAGAUUGUCAUAUGUUGAUCAAGUAGGGAGAAAUUCGACAGAAAAGAUGAAGUCUGAGAGAGAAUAGGAGUGACUGGUGUAGGAGAACUUCGGGAUGUAAAACUGAAUGAAUUGAGCUAUUCCAUAUAUACUUUUUCCUUAGACUUUCGUUGCAUCUCUACAUAAUGUCAGUGGAGGACGAAAAUGCGCAAUCAGAUAUAGUAUAACGACUACUUUCAGAAAUUCUUAGGCUUUAGUCCUCUUCCAUAAAUGUCAUUCUUGGUUUCGUUAUACAGUCAGAGGGAGUACAUGCAACUCCAACAACAAAGUCACUCAAAGGGCGUCUGGCCUGCCUGUGGAAAUGUUCUCUGAUGUUUUCUUAAACACUCUGGAAAACAACUGACCAUUACUAAAACGUCAAUUUGAGGUGUCAAGAAAGUGACUCCUGUGAUCAAAUUCACAGCAAGAACAACUAAACGGCAGUUGCAAACUAAGUGGAUGCUUAAGAAGACAGUAUAGAAUCCUUCCAAGUUUCCAACAGUUAAGAACACCGCAUUGCCACAGAAGGACCUUUUCUUCAAAUAACCUUCCUCCUUUUGCACCAUUGGCUCGGUAAAAUUUGGGCAUAUUUUUAAUACAAAGAUGACCAUGAGAUGUCCUAUGAUCAAUUGGUGCAUAAAAGCAUGGUGUCCGAGUUUUCCUUUUUCAUAUCCCCUACAUACUAGGCUUCUCAGUUUGAUUACAACUGUAAAGGAUGAUCUAAUUGACCCUCAAAAUAUAUUGCUUGUUUGAAGUUUGUUUUACGUAAAUGCAAUAGUCAAUGGUUGGAACAAUCGCUUAAGUUGUUGCGUUUUUGUUCUUCCUGUUCCCUCUGAUUGGCAGGUGCAUGCUGCUGGGUCAUCACAUGAGAGGGUUGGAGUACAGGCUGCUUCUGAGUUUUGCUGUCGGACUGCUGUGA
Spirodela intermedia is the source of this 7616-nucleotide messenger RNA. NCBI's taxonomy places the organism in Eukaryota, Viridiplantae, Streptophyta, Magnoliopsida, Alismatales, Araceae. The record is from the annotation of a GenBank genome assembly.